UUCUAGCAUUUUCCUUACCGGAAACAGAGAGAGACCACGAGAGCUCCAGCAAUGGCGUACUUCAUCGUCCGGCUCACUCUAGCAUCACUCGCAAGUCAAAUCCUUUCUUCUUCUACACUCUCUUCUCGUUCUCGCUUCGCUUUCGCACUCCUUAUCAACCAGCAAACCCACCGAUUCGCGCCCGACCCGGUCAAAGUACAGACCCGCCCCAAGACCUCCGGGCCGGGAUACUCGCCCGUCAACGAUCCACCUACAACCUGCAGCAAACCACGAAGAAAUAGAACCGAUGGCUGCGACUACGAGCACUGGCUCAUCCUCAUGGAGUUAACGACCGACCCAAAACCCUCCGAGGAGGAAAUGAUGGAUUCCUUUGUCAAAACUCUAGCCAAUGUUGUGGGAAGUGAGGAAGUGGCGAAGAAGAAGAUAUACUCGGUUCUUUAUUCGCCAAUGUCGACGUAUGCAGGAUUUGGAGCUUUGAUUUCCCGGGAGCUAUCUGAGAAGGUUAAAGGGUUAGCUGGUGUUCGUUCGGUGGAACCGGAUUUUUAUCUUGAUCAAGCCAACAAAGAUUAUGGAGGGUAUUUGGUUGUUGAUGGGAAAGUUGUCCGGUGCGGGGAAACAAUUGUAAGUUCAGAGAAGAGAGGGAAUGCAAAGACAGACCAUGGCUUAUGAUCAGGGAACACCUGCACAGCAACCAACAUCAAUGGAUAGCCAGAAUUCGGAACGGGGUGGAAGGACAGACUGCCAGGUGAACCAAGGAGAAUUAGAUCACUUGCUAAUAAUUUUCCGAAGCAAAAUCACUCCAUCAGUUUUUGUCGGCUUAAUUAAGGUUAUGUUUCAAAAUGUGCAUGUUGCUUCUUCUC
Alnus glutinosa is the source of this 860-nucleotide messenger RNA. Its product is annotated as multiple organellar RNA editing factor 3, mitochondrial-like. Gene Ontology annotation, biological process: cytidine to uridine editing; mitochondrial mRNA modification. Bases 52 to 669 code for a protein of 205 amino acids. The record is from RefSeq and is a predicted model, not a curated record. Gene Ontology annotation, cellular component: mitochondrion. NCBI's taxonomy places the organism in Eukaryota, Viridiplantae, Streptophyta, Magnoliopsida, Fagales, Betulaceae. The transcript has 4 exons.